Tachyglossus aculeatus (Australian echidna) is the source of this 1557-nucleotide messenger RNA. It is a transcript of the gene SERPINC1, whose product is annotated as serpin family C member 1. Gene Ontology annotation, molecular function: serine-type endopeptidase inhibitor activity. The transcript has 7 exons. The record is from RefSeq and is a predicted model, not a curated record. Lineage: Eukaryota; Metazoa; Chordata; Mammalia; Monotremata; Tachyglossidae. Bases 99 to 1487 code for a protein of 462 amino acids. Gene Ontology annotation, biological process: regulation of blood coagulation.
AGGGCGGGGGGAGAUUGGUUCAGUGAGGGAGCUGCCACCGAGUCAGUCGGUCUCCAUUUUCCCAGGUGACGAAGUGCCAUCUUAGGUGGCCAGCAGCGAUGGUUCCUGGAAGGAGGGGACCACUCCCGUCCCUUCUCCUCCUGCUGCUCGUGGGCUCCUGGGGCCGCGUGACUUGCCACCCGAGCCCCGUGGAGGACGUUUGCCUGGCCAAGCCCCGGGAUGUCCCAGGGAGCCCCAUGUGUAUCUACCGCUCCCCGGCCGGGAAGCCAGCCGAACCGGAGGGCCCUACCUCCCAGACGCGGCUGCCGAAGAAGAUCCCCGAGGCCACCAACCCUCGCGUCUGGGAGCUGUCCGAGGCCAACUCUCGCUUCGCCACGUCCUUCUACAAGCACCAGGCGGACUCCAGGUCCAACGGGGAGAACAUCUUCAUGUCUCCCCUCAGCAUCUCCACCGCCUUCGCCAUGACGAAACUGGGUGCCUGCAACAAUACCCUCAAGGAACUCAUGGAGGUCUUCAAGUUUGACACGAUCUCGGAAAAGACGUCGGAUCAGGUCCAUUUCUUCUUCGCCAAGCUGAAUUGCCGGCUCUACCGGAAAGUCAACAAGUCCUCCGAGCUGGUGUCUGCCAAUCGCCUCUUCGGAGAAAAGUCCCUCACUUUCAACGAGACCUACCAGGACAUCAGUGAGAUGUUGUAUGGAGCUAAGCUGCAGCCCUUGAACUUCAAGGAUCAGCCGGAGCUGUCCAGGGAGAUCAUCAAUGACUGGGUCUCAAACAAGACAGAGGGCCGAAUCAACAACGUCAUUCCCCAGGGAGUCAUCAGUGACCUCACAGUCCUGGUGCUGGUCAACGCUAUUUAUUUUAAGGGUCACUGGGACUCCAAGUUCAGCCCCGAGAACACCAAGAAGGAGCCGUUUUUCCUGUCGGAGGAGAAGUCCUGCCCGGUCCCCAUGAUGUACCAGGAGGCCAAGUUCCGCUACCUGAAGGCCGGCCAGGUGGAAGUGCUGGAGCUGCCCUACAAGGGGGAUGACAUUACCAUGGUGUUGAUUCUGCCCCGGGAGAGCUCGGCCCUGGCUGCCGUGGAGCGGGACCUGUCGCCGGAGACCCUGAACGACUGGCUGAGCGACACCAAAGAGACCCUGCUCUCCGUACACGUGCCCCGCUUCCGCGUCGAGGACAGCUUCAGCGUCAAGGAGAAGCUGAAACAGAUGGGGCUGAUGGACCUCUUCGACCCCGACAAGGCCAGGCUGCCAGGGAUCGUGGCUGGAGGCCGCUCGGACCUCUCCGUCUCUGAAGCCUUCCACAAAGCUUUCCUCGAGGUCAACGAAGAAGGCAGCGAGGCAGCGGCAUCUACGGCUGUGGUGAUCUCCGGCCGUUCGCUGAACCCCUACAGGGUGACCUUCAAAGCGAACAGGCCGUUCCUGGUCCUGAUCCGGGAAGCCGCCCUUAACACCAUCAUCUUCAUGGGCAGAAUAUCCAAUCCCUGCUAGCGGGGCUGCUUCCGCCUCCGCUCGGCCUGGUUUGGGGAUAGAAACUAAUAAAAAAAACCUACUGCCGUCA